Molecule: messenger RNA, 1196 nt
Organism: Helobdella robusta
Lineage: Eukaryota; Metazoa; Annelida; Clitellata; Rhynchobdellida; Glossiphoniidae
Exons: 8
Coding region: 66-1196 (376 amino acids)
Source: RefSeq, a predicted model, not a curated record
AUACAUUUCCAUUUCUUACGGAGCUUUCAUUUACAAGUUUCCUUAGUUCCAUUUUUGGUGAGGCCAUGUUAAAUUUGACACACGUUGGAUUAUACGAAUUAGAAUUUACUUGGAAAGUAAAAAAUGGACCUUCAUUUUUCACGAAUCCGAUGUUUUUCAUUUUGUCAAAAUUUAGUAUUGAGCACAUUCACGAAUUCGUGGAAUUACAUUACAUUGGUCCCUUUUUUCAAAGUAAGAAGAAGUUGUGUCAGUCACUUACUGAACACCCAGAAUGCAUCAUAAUCCACAGAAGAAAUUUGCAUCAUCUCAUUUUUGAAUUUAAAUUUCGUAUGCCGUACAUGUCUUGUCUGUAUCAUGAUACAAAUAACUUCACCAUACAUGUAACCUUCAAUGAAACAGAAAUAAUCAAGUUUCAUAUAACCUUUGCUGCCAUCGGUUUUCCUUACACUGAAAAAACUAAGGCUUUUAAUAAAACGUUUGUAAACGUAACCAUGCACAAUGAAACCCAUCUAUUUGAUUGCCUGACGUACAGAAUGGUAAUUCAUUUUCGCGAAAAUAACCUAACCAAUAACCUAAAAGGCCUUCUCUCUGUAAUGAUAAAUUUGAUUGACUCAAGUUAUAACUAUCUUAGUCACAAAAUUAAAUCUCUCUAUAUAUAUUCGACCGACUUAGGAAUUGGUAACUACCGAAUGAUGUACAAAGAUCUCCUGAAAAGUCUUACGAUAUCAAGAAGAGGAAGCAAUAUUGGCAGCAAAAAUAUAUCCAUGUCAGCGAAUUCAAAAUUGGAAAAUAUUAAAAUCACUAUUCGAAUUACUCCAAUCAUUUCAUUUGCAGUCGUGUUCAAGUUUGCCCACGAAGAAUCACGAAUGGAAAGUGGUGCCUUGUGCCGGAUAUGUUAUGCAGAAUACUGUUCGUGUGAUGUCGAUUUGAGCACUGUUUUUCAAUUUUUAAAAUUGAAUAUACCUGACUUUAGUAAGCAGAAACAUGUUACAAAUUACUACAUUCUGGUAAGGAAAAUUGAAAAGACAAUCUUUAAAUUUAGUUAUGCCUACAAUUCGGUAGAAUUCAUACAACACUGUAUAAAACAUGCAACUGUUUUGAAAUUUGGCACAAUAUCAGCUACAGAGAACGUGCAGACCAUUCCAUGGCAGGACAAUUACAACUCGCAGCAAACUAGCAAAGCAAGAACUAAAUGA